AUGGCUGGGCACACCGACCUCAUCAAUGGUCUGGGCUAUGUUGGAAGUGUUCCCACCAGCCUCAUGCCCUGGUUGCUGCGCCUCAGCCACAUCCGCAGCAGCAUCUCGGGCUCUGACACAGCUGAUGCCCUCCAGGACGCAGCCUGCGGUCUGCUCAUCUGGCAGGCGGCACUACAAGAGGGUCUUGUGCCCGACGACGAGACGUUGGUGGCCAUGGCUGAGAACCCUGGGUUUGUUGGCGGCGACAGGAAGCUGGAGGACCUGAGGUGGCCUGAUGAACCCCUUCGAGCUGCCCUCCUGAGGGGAGUCACCGUGCUUGGAGUUGGGCGGUUUGCCAAAAAGUACCCUGCUGUGCUGCAGGCCUUGCUCAAGAGCCUGGUGCAAGUGGUGUGUCAGUACCAGAAGACGGUCUCUGGGCUGAUUGAGGAGGAAGGGCGUGCACGAGAUGCCAGCGGAAAUGUGUACAAGACCAUCGCCGAGCUGCAGGCAGAGGAGGCGGCCCGACGAGCAGAGGGAGGGAAGCAGGGCAUCCGCAACCCCAACGUUGUGGCGGCUGAUGGGAAGCCGCGGGCGCCAGUCCCGGGCCAGCCUCAGCCGGGCAACAGCGAAGUCGAGGAGGAGGAGCCCGACUCCACAGAGCCGAAGACAAAGGAGGAGGAAGCUGCCCAGAAGCUUGUGGCUGCCCUGGUGAAGAUGUGGAGGGAGCCACUCACCACCCUGUCUCGCGCUGGACGCGCUUUUGAGGGCAUGGAGGCGCUGCUGGGGGGCGGUCGUGGCGACCCCAAUGCAUUUGACCUGGGCGGCGGCAUCUGGGGGAGGAAAGGGUGGACGGCCAUGGAUGCCCUGCGAGAGAAGCUGGAGGAUGUGAAGGAGCUGCGGGACCUGGUGCGGUCGUUGGGCAGAGGUGGCGGCUGGGGUCCACUGCGCCGCGCCCCAACGCAAUACCUGGAUGACAGGGGUCGGCCCGGCCUCCUGCGUACGGUGCUGGAGGCGCAGGAGACCAGGGGGUUGACCAGGGGGGAUGACCUCUCGCGCAUGCUGCCCUCAGAGGCGGCCCUGCUCGCAAGGGGCAGGACGGUGCGCCAGGCGCGCCUGCUCUUCUUUGCCAAGCUGGCAGAGCAGGCGCUGCAGUGCUACGAGCGUGACGGCUGGUCGGAGUUCCCCACCAGCACCGUACCAGAGAGGAGGGAGGUGCGGCCCACUGCUGAGAGGGGCCCAAUUCUCCUCUGUGUGGAUACCUCAGGCAGCAUGCGUGGGCCUCGGGAAACGGUGGCAAAGGCGCUGGCGCUGGAGUGUAUGAGGGCAGCCAAGGCGCAAGACAGGGCCUGCUAUGUGUUUGCGUUUGCAGGCCUCCAGGAGGUCCGAGAGCUUGAGCUGAACAUGGACAUGAAGAGCAUCCAUAACCUGCUGGACUUUUUGGAGAAGACUUUCAAUGGCGGCUCUGACUUCAACAGCCCCAUCAAGCUGUGCCUGAGCAGGCUGACAGAUGCCAAAUGGGCCAACUCUGACAUCUUGCUGGUUUCUGAUGGGGAGCUGCGCCAACCAGGGGUAGAGAUUAUGAGGAAACUGGCGGGUGCCAAGGACAAGCUGUCGCUCAGAGUGCAUGGGCUCAUCCUGGGCAGUCCUGAGAAGAAGAGGGCAGACCCUGCGGUGUUGCGCAGCCUGUGCAGUCACACGCUCCCCAAUGGCAAGAACGAGGUGUUGGUGCAUGAGUUCGCGGACUGGGCCAGCGUGAAGAAGGACAGGUCGCUCACCUUUGACUGGGAUGAUGCCCUGGGCAAUGCGGCCCGACGGGAGGCGGGGCUGCGGCUGGAGAAGAUGAGAAACGCCGAGAUGAAGCGGCGGCGGCUGGCAGAGCGUCAAAAGGGUGGCUCGGGCCUCAAGGGUGAGGCCACCAAGAUCCUGCGCAUGCCAAGCAAGGAUGCAUCCAGCUUUGACGAGAAGGGGCCCAAGGGAAAGAGCAACCAGCGCAAAGCCAUCACCUUUGACCGCUGA
Molecule: messenger RNA, 1995 nt
Organism: Auxenochlorella protothecoides
Lineage: Eukaryota; Viridiplantae; Chlorophyta; Trebouxiophyceae; Chlorellales; Chlorellaceae
Product: Protein ViaA
Exons: 13
Coding region: 1-1995 (664 amino acids)
Source: RefSeq, a predicted model, not a curated record